Moneuplotes crassus is the source of this 2170-nucleotide messenger RNA. The record is from the annotation of a GenBank genome assembly. NCBI's taxonomy places the organism in Eukaryota, Ciliophora, Spirotrichea, Euplotida, Euplotidae.
UAAAAUGCAAGGAGAUAGUACGAUGGAGGAUAUGAGGAAUAACUUGAAAUCCGUCGUGACUUCGAAUCUUGAGAGCAAUAAGAAAGAAGAAAAGGAAGGAAAUGAAAUACUAGCUCUUCUCAAUCUUUUCAUAAACACAAAAAUUACUAAUUCUUUCUUAAUUCUCGCCUCAUGCAAAGCUAGCAGUCGGGACAGUGAACUAAUGAAGACAUUUAAGAUAAUUAUUAAGAACACUAAAGACUUGAGUUAUAUUCAAAAUAGACAUCUACAAGUCAGUGGAGCAAUCAAUAGCAUAGAAACCCUUAGAAGCGAAAAGGCAGAGCUUGGCAAAAAAUUGGAAAAGUUGGGUAAACUGAAAUCAAAACUAGAGAAUGAUAUUUUUAAAUCCUUCCUUGAUUUCAAGACUCUGCUUCAUCAGAGCAUUGAAAGCUCAAAAAGGAAGUAUACUAACUUCCUUCCAUACUCUUACAAGUUCCUUCUUGAAAGCCUUCAUUCAGGAUGCGUUUUUGAUGCAUUCAAAGAGGAAAAGAAGUCAGAAUGUUGGAUUUCACCUUAUACUGAAGUUUCGAAAAUGGCCAGAUUUAGUUUUAAAGUGGAGUACAAUAUAGGCAGAGAGACAAAAGUUGCACAAUUAGAUCUCCCGUUGGUAUAUAAAAUGAAUAUCGAAGAAAUGACGAGAAAGCCCCUCCCUGAUCAGUUGGAAAAUGAUAUCAGAAGGUACGCAUUGAAACAUCUUGUUGAACAAGGAGUUUCGCAAGAUUCCUGAGAGGAUCUUACUCUCAGAAUAGUCAACCAACCAGAGAUAUUUGCUCUUGAAAUCGAGGGAUCUUUUGAAGAGGAUGACAUCCACUCAACUACUUCUACUUCUUCUGGUCUCUAUAAGCCGAAGACUUCAUUUCGGUCUACUAAACCAAUGCUUGAUUUAUUCUGCAAAAUCAUGAAUAAAAAUGAUUUCAUCGUUAGUGAUCUGUUCAAAAUCUGAAAAGAUGAUAAAAGAGUAAAGGAGUACUACCCAAAGCAUAUAGUGCUAUGGAACACAGAGUAUUCUUGCUCUGAAGUAUACACUCUUCAAGCAUUCAAGUAUGAGGAUCAUAGAGGCAAGCAGUGAGUCCAGGGAUUCUAUAGCGGAACAUAUAAUCUCAAAGAAGAUGUCCAGGACUAUAGCGAACUCUUUGAUGAGAUCAAACAUAGAGAUGUAUACCCUACUCUCAUUAUUUUUGAGUGUUAUGAAACCCUUAAAUGUGAAGUUGAAGAACGGAAGACUACAGGCUCUCAGUUCGUCAAAACUUUUAAUUCAGAACAUAAAGAAGACAAAUAUACAUAUGAACACAAAGAAGAAGAGGAUGAUUUUGAUUACUAUUCUUGGGCAAGACAACUGAACCAAACAACAGGAAACUCAGGGAGUAAUCCUAGGGAUGAUGAAUGGGAAUGAGAGCAUUGUAGAAUGGUUAAUUCUAUUGAAAACUAUUACUGUAGAAAAUGAUUUAAGGAUAAUGACAUUUUAAAAGAGCUAUAUUUUCAGAAGAAGAUUUAUAAUCGUCCUGACUCUCUAAAAUAUGAGAGCAGAAAGCCAAAACCCAUUAAGGCUGAUAGAGGAAUUACAGGAAUUACAUCUACAACAGAUGAUAGGCUUACCAACACAUUCAAGCCUCGGGACAGAUUCAAUGAACUAAAAGUAAAGUGGACUUGAAGAUUAUGCGGGUUCCAAAAUUCUCCAAUAGCAGUGGGAUGCGAGAGCUGUCAUAAACUCAGAGAAAACUGAGAUAUUAAAGAGCCACAUUGAAAAGAGUGCCUAAAAGCUCUUAAUAAAAAGAUAAUUCCAAAAUGUAAAGACUGAAGAGCAAAGGAAGAGAGGAAACAGAGAAGAAUUAGCCAAAUCAAAGCUGAGAAAAAGGUUGAAAUAAACAAUGAAGGCUCUCUUUCUUUCCAAUGAAAAGAAUGAUAUAUAUCGUAUUCGCGUCCAGAUUGGAUACCUAUGAGUAAAGGCUGAUGUCAAAAGUGAGGCACAAAGAAAAUCUUUAGAAUCAAGUGUGAUUUGUGCCAAACUAAAGGCACUAGAGCCGCUGAUCUAAUCGGUCAUCCUUGAGUAACAAAGAAAACGACUUUACACAGUUCAACAGCAGGUAAAAGAAAUACUUUAGUAGGGACCAUGUCAGGAAUGAGGUUUUAA